Molecule: messenger RNA, 4526 nt
Organism: Vespa mandarinia (Asian giant hornet)
Lineage: Eukaryota; Metazoa; Arthropoda; Insecta; Hymenoptera; Vespidae
Gene: Atet
Product: ABC transporter expressed in trachea
Biological process (GO): transmembrane transport
Cellular component (GO): plasma membrane
Molecular function (GO): ATP hydrolysis activity; ABC-type transporter activity; ATP binding
Source: RefSeq, a predicted model, not a curated record
UUUCAAGUUUCUCAACAAUAAAAUAAGGGAUUAUCCAAAUAAAAAGGAACAACCCGAGGAUGCUUCUUCGAGUUUUCUUCAGUGGGUUAUGAAUUCGGAUAUAAGGGAGAAACACCAAACCCAUCAGCAUCAGCUCGUCGUUUUAAGAAGCAUCGGAUUAUGGCAGAUUUGAAGAAUCUCAGUUUGAGUGGGGGAGGUGGCUCGAGAUAUAAUGGCGACGAGCAGGUACAAUUUAUUGCCGGUGGAAGUCAUCAAGUGACAAUCAGAUCACCACCGCCAUCUUUACAUUUGGAAAACCUCAAUAAUGCGGUCCUGGGAGGCUCACAGAACAAUCUUCAGUGCAGUUGCAACGGUGUCACGUCAAACGGGUCCGCAGGCACAGCUUGUACGGGAGGAGUGCUUGCAAGGAAAGUUCCAAAUCAUAGCGGCGCCAGUCCUGGGCAAGGAAACAAAAGGCCGGCUGUUUCACUGACGCAUCUACCAAAAAGGCCACCGGUCGACAUCGAGUUUAAAAAUCUCGCCUACAGCGUUUCCGAGGGCAGAAAACGAGGUUACAAGACGAUCUUAAAAUGUGUAAACGGAAAAUUCAGAUCCGGCGAAUUGACGGCCAUAAUGGGUCCUUCGGGUGCCGGAAAGAGUACUCUGAUGAACGUUUUGGCUGGUUACAAAACAUCUCAUCUGAGCGGCUCGGUAUUAAUAAAUGGAAAGGAUAGAAAUCUUCGAAGAUUUCGAAAGAUGUCCUGUUAUAUUAUGCAAGAUGAUCGAUUGCUUCCACAUUUGACUGUUCACGAGGCCAUGACAGUGUCUGCGAAUUUAAAAUUAGGCAAAGACAUUAGUGCAACAGCAAAAAAAGUUGUGAUCGAAGAAAUUAUCGAGACUCUUGGAUUAAGCGACGCCAGCAAUACUCAAACUCAUAACCUUAGUGGCGGACAAAGAAAGAGACUGUCAAUUGCUUUGGAGCUCGUCAAUAACCCUCCGGUUAUGUUCUUUGAUGAGCCCACUUCUGGCUUAGACAGCUCCUCCUGUUUCCAAUGUUUGAAUCUACUCAAAUCCUUGAGUCGAGGAGGAAGAACUAUCAUAUGCACGAUACAUCAGCCUAGUGCAAGGCUAUUCGAGAUGUUCGAUCAUUUGUAUUUACUAGCCGAAGGGCAAUGUAUAUAUCAAGGCAAUGUAGGCGGUCUCGUACCAUUUUUAUCAUCGAUGGGUCUCGAUUGUCCGAGUUAUCACAAUCCUGCAGAUUACGUUAUGGAAGUUGCAUGCGGGGAACACGGUGAGUGCGUUCACAAAUUGGUAAUGGCUGUGAAUAAUGGAAAAUGCAACAAUUAUCAACAUCAUCAAGCUGCGAUAGCGGCAAGUCAAACGGUUUCGAAUGAUAUUGCUAAGCAAUCACCUACUCAAGAACAAACCAAACCAGAAGCUGGUAGCUUGAUACCAAAUGGUGUUGCAAAACCAGCUGCCGAUGGUACGGUCAUCAAUAUGCCAAUUUCUUGCACGACUUCUUUGCUCGACAGUGCCGAAAGUAUAGAGCAAAAAGUUGGCUUCCCGACCAAUGGAUGGGUGCAGUUUUGGAUUCUCCUUAAGAGAACCUUCCUUUCGCAGUUAAGAGACAUGACAUUAACGAGAACAAGGCUGAUUUCUCACAUAAUCGUUGGUUUUCUCAUCGGUGCUAUUUAUUAUGACAUCGGUAACGAGGCCUCGAAAGUUAUGAGUAAUGCAGGAUGCGUCUUUUUCACGGUGAUGUUUCUUAUGUUCACUGCUAUGAUGCCUACCAUACUCACAUUUCCCACAGAGAUGGCAGUGUUCGUGAGAGAACAUUUAAAUUAUUGGUACUCAUUAAAAGCUUUCUACUUUGCUAGAACUCUAGCCGACUUGCCCUUUCAGAUAAUCUAUUCCAUAGCUUAUGUUAUGAUAGUCUACUUUAUGACUUCGCAACCAUUGGAGACUGAAAGGUUUCUCAUGUAUCUAAAUAUAUGCGUAUUAACAUCAUUGGUAUCACAAUCCAUCGGUUUGUUAAUAGGUGCUGCAAUGAGCGUCGAGAGUGGGGUUUUUAUCGGUCCGGUAUCAUCGGUUCCGAUCGUCCUAUUCUCCGGUUUCUUCGUUAACUUUAACGCGAUACCAUCAUAUCUAAGGUUCCUUUCUUAUGUGAGUUACGUCAGAUAUGGCUUCGAAGGUGCCAUGAUAUCAGUUUAUGGUUACAAUCGUGCUACUAAAGUGUUCCGAUGCAUACUGCCAUUUCAAGAGCCCGACAAAAUUUCUAGAGGAGAUGUCGAUGGAGAACACCGUUUAUUGGGUAGACGUUGUAGCCCUUGUUGGCUUUUUACUCGGUCUAAGAGUCGUCGCCUAUUUCGUCUUAAGGCUGAAACUUCGAUCUCUUCGUUGAAAUCGAUUAGACGACGUCGAUGCUCCGAUGGCAGACAAUAACAUGAAAGAACAAAGAAAAUAAAAAGAGAAAGAGAGAAAGAGAAACGAAAGCACGAACAUAUUCAAAGGGAUGAUUCUUCGUGGCCCAAGAAAACUUUGCCUGACUUUUUUCAGAAAGAGAAAAGAAAAAGAAAAAGUAAAAAAAAAGAAAACAAAACAAAUACAAAAAAAAACAAAAAACAAGAGAGAAGAGAAAAAGAAGUAAGCUCCUUCGACGUCGUUUUUACUUCCACGGAGAAGAGCUUCGAUCGAGACUGGAACGGAUUUUCCAAUGCCAGACACUUUUUUGACAUAAGCUAUCCAAUGAUAUUGUCAUUAGCAUUUUUAUAAUAAGAGAAAGAGAUCUCCCACAAUGUUUCUGACGUUGGAAAAUGAAUUAUGGAAGUAAGCGAUAAAAAAAAAAGAGAGAGAGAGAGAGAGAGAGAGAGAGAGAGAGAGAGAGAGAGAAAACAAAAAAAGGAAACCACCGUUCGCGCUCUAUUAAUAUGACAUACAUGUACACACAUACUGUGUUGUUUCCUUGUGCUUUUGAUAUUAAUCCGACUUUUAUAAUUUGACUUUCUAGAAAUCGGUAAAAUUGUACAUGUAACAGACUCUUAUUAUACACACUUAUUGAAUACACUGACAUAAAAAUACAGACAGAUAGAUAGACGGACAGACAGACAGACAGACGGACAGACAGAUAGAUAGACAGACAGAGAAGAAGAAUAGAAGGAAAUCAUAGUUUCGACUAUUAGCGAAAUUUAGCAGCUGUAGAGUUCAUAGGCAAGACAAUUAAAGUACGAAGCCUAAUUAAGAUUUCAUCGAAUUAUUAUGGAACUAUCAGAGAAGGAGAGAAAGAGAAAGAAAAAGAGAGAGGGGGAGAAAGGAGGAGAAAGAAAAAAAAAGAGAGAGAGAGAGAGAGAGAGAAAGAGAGAAAGAAAGAGAAAAAGCCGAUUAUUACUACCAAUAAAAUAUAACCGAAGAGAACAAGAAGACGAAUCAUAAAUUGCGCGUAGAAUUUACUUAGAUAUUUCUAUAAAGAAUGAUUGUAGAAAGUGCGCAUUAGUUAGGCUAUUUUAAUGAAUCCCGUAAUAUAAUUAUAUCCAAAAAAACAUGCGGACUUGCAAUAUAUUCCAAAAAAAAAAAAAGAAAAAAAAAAAAAAAGAAAAAAGAAAAAAUCGGCCAGCGUUCGAUCGAAGAGUCAAGAAAGUGAGAGAAAGACAAUGUUCAUAGCCAAUUACUACUAACUCGCCAGGAGCCUUAGGCCCAUUUAAGACUCGUUUCCCUCCAACGAUCGCGCGUCUAUCGUAAUUAAAUAAACGAGACGAAGGAAUGUUUAGAUCGUUUCGUUAAUUAAGUAGAUUAUAUGUAGUUGCAUAUAUAUAUAUAUAUAUAUAUAUAUAUAUAUAUAUACAUAUAUAUAUAUUUAACGGAUCAAAACUUAGAAAAGAAAACGAGUCUUUUAUUAUUCUCAUAUUUACGCGACGACGUCGUGUGUCUCUAAAGGUGUAGCGAAUAAUUACGAAUGGAUUAAUUAAGUACGUAUAUACCUAAUUGAAAAAUGUAUAAAGAUGAAGAAAAAGAAGAAAAAGAUGAAGAAAAGGUAAAUAAUGAUGAUGAUGAUGAUGAUGAUGAUGAUGAUGAUGAAGAAGAAGAAGAAGAAGGAAAAGUUGGAAUGAUAAAUUAUAAAGAAAGAAAGAAAGAAAAAAAAAAAUAAAGAAACGUAAAGAGUUAAAAGAUCUACACGUAAGGAGACUCCGACGACGCAUUUAUAUUCGGCACAAUUUCAUAUACAUACCAUAUGUAUAAAAACGUCCGUAAGGAUGUAUUCUCUCGAUUCAUAUCGUGUAAUUUCAUUAAGAAAAUAAUACAAAAAAAAAUGCAUUAUAUGUACAUACAUAUAUAAUGCAUACAUAAAUGUACACGUAAGUACAUACAUCUUUACACACACUACACACACACACACACACAUACAUACAGACACGCGAGUUUACUUAAAUAUUUGUAAUACGCAAGGAAAGUCGAAUAUAAAUUGGAACGUGCUGUUUAUUGUAAGAAGAUCGAAAAAAAAAAGAAACCAAGAAAAAGCAAAAAAAAAAAAAAAGAAAAGAAAAGAAAAGAAA